CGUGGGGGUAACUAGGAAGUGAAUCGGUAGCUAUGUAGCUGAAAACCUUUCUUAAACUGUCUAUAGUAAUAACAAUGAAUGUCGGCAAUUUGUCUGUGUAGAAAUGCAAUACGCUGACUGUUUUUGAAAAAUAUCAACAGUAAGCAAUUCACUUUACCAUCGAAAGGGUCUAUGGCUCUGCCGACCCUCUCGGCCCACGUGCCCAGCCGGUCCCGGGUGGUGGCCGUGCAGCUGGCCCGGCAGCGGGAGCACGAGGCCCGGUGGCGGCAGCAGUGGGAGCUGCACGCUCAAUACUUGAGAGAGCAGGGUGUCCGCAGCCAGAGGCAGGCGGCGUGGAGCUCCCGCCAGUCCUUCCAGCAGAGUAUGUCGGCGUACCAUAAAGAGAGACUGAAGGAGGAAAAGAAGGCCAGCCUUGAGCAGCGCAGGAAUCGGCUUAGGGCCAUGCUUCAAGAGGAGCAAGAUCGGCUGGAGGCGGAGCUCAGGGAAGUAGUUCCUGACAGGAGCACAUUGGCAAGUCAGCUGGUGCAAAAGACUGAAGAGCUUCGUACGGCAAGAGUGGAAAGAAGAAAAAAGCUUGCACAAGAGCUGCUGAAGGAGCACUGGAAGAAAAACAACACAGAGUUGCGAGAGGUGGAGUCGGCAUUACAUAAAGAUCAUGUUGUCGGCCAAUGGCAGGCGCAGAUAUCUGAGAAGAAACAGCAAGAAGUGACGAAGCAAAAUGAGAAGAAACGCUUUGAAAAUGAGUACGAGAUAACCCGAAAAGAGGCUCUGGAGAGGAUGAAGCAAGCGGAGGAGAAAAGGAAGUUAGAGGAGCGGAAGAGGGCAGAGGAUCUUCGCAAGCAGAUGGAAGAACUGAAGCUGAGGGAAAAGGAGGCAACUCGCCUUAAGAAGGAGCAAGAGGCUCUGCUGGUCAAACAAUGGGAGCUGGAGAAAAUAGACGAGGAAAGGAGAAAGGUGGAGGAAAGGCGAAAGAAGUCUGAGAUGGGGCAUUUCUUAAUCCGCCAAUAUCGCGCUCAGCUAAAGAGGAGAGCCCAGCAAGUGCAGGAGGAGCUGGAGGCUGACCGUAAGAUCCUGGCAGCCUUGCUGGAUGGACAGCAGGAGGACAGGAGGAUGGAGACUGCACGAAAGGAAAGAGCCAUUGCUGAUGCUGCCUGGAUGAAACAUGUGAUUGAAGAGCAGCUUCAUUUGGAGCGGGAGAGGGAGGCUGAGUUUGACAUCCUACACAGAGAAGAAGCUCAACAUGUCUGGGAGAAACGAGAAGCACAGUGGGAGAAGGAGAGGAAAGCCAGAGAACGACUCAUGCAAGAGGUUCUGUCAGGGAGACAGCAGCAGCUGGAGCUUAAGAUGCAGAAGAACAGAGAGGCUCAGGAGGAGUCCCUGAGGAGACGAGAACAGCUGAUCCAGGAGCUGGAGAGGGAGAGGGAGACCAGACACCAGGAGAAAGAGCAAGAAGAGUGCCGUAGGACCGCACGGAUGCAAGAGAUAAAUGCUCAGGUGGAGCAGCAGCGCCAGGAGCAGUGGGAGGAGCAGUGCAGGAUAGAGCAGGAGGAGGAGGAGGACCGGGUGGCUCUUCAAACCCAGGAGGAGGAGUUGAGGCGGGAGAUGGAGAGGAUGGCCAGGAAAGGAUACCAGGAGAAGGUUCACAGCAGACCUCGAUCAGCCUGGACAUGAGCAACCUGCAAGACUGAGCUCAAAACUCAAUUGUGAGAGGUUUAUUUUUCUACCUGUAAAUUACCUUUUUAUGGGAUAAUUUCAUGUGUUUUUCAAGUGUGUCCCAAAACAAUGCUCACAUGUAAAUCGUAACAAGUUAGCGGUUGCUGUAAUUGUUCAUACUGACCAUGAAGAGAUCCCUUCCUACCGGGAUUCAAAGUAAAUGAUUGGGGACAAAAAAACCCAGUCCUUAUUCAAUGUAAAAGUGCAUUUUAAACUUCAUCCUACCAAGUAGAUCUUUUCCUUUUAUAAUUCUAAUUGAUGCUGUGUUUUCUGGCUGAGCCAGCGUGGAGAGAUACCUACUUCAUCUGACUAACUCACGAAGCUUCAGAUUUACUUUUGCAAACUUUAAAAUGCAUUUUUGCACAGACCGAGGAGUGUGAAUAUUUACAGUAGAGCUGCGUUGUGGGGGGAUCUUUUCACGGCCAGUUUGCAGACAAUGAACAAUGUUGUCAACCAAUGUCUCUUUAAAUGUCCAUAUAGACAUGCAAGAAUAAAGCAAAGACAUAUUUUGCCAUUUUGAUGUAAAGUUAAUGCUGGUUUGCAUAAAUGUAUAUGUAGAAAAGAAUUGAUGAUUUCUUUGCACUUUUAGAGCUGUAUAUUUUCUAUUGUGAAUCUGUAGACUUUUCAAUAAAACUAUUCAAAAUCAAA
Molecule: messenger RNA, 2361 nt
Organism: Etheostoma cragini (Arkansas darter)
Lineage: Eukaryota; Metazoa; Chordata; Actinopteri; Perciformes; Percidae
Gene: tchp
Product: trichoplein, keratin filament binding
Exons: 13
Coding region: 172-1671 (499 amino acids)
Biological process (GO): apoptotic process
Cellular component (GO): keratin filament
Source: RefSeq, a predicted model, not a curated record